UUAUCCUUUGCUAAAGAACUUACAAACUUUUAAGGAAAUUAUAAUCAAUGUCUAUUGAUUGAAACUUAGUUUCAAAAAUGGCAAAUUUUGGUAAUGAAGACGAAAGGUCUCAAGAUGGAAGUACGGCGAGCAUUUCUCGGCCUCUGACAAAACACUCAAAAGUGAUGAUUGUGUUCGAUUUUAUGGAACACUCACCUGGUAUUGGACUGAUUUCGCAUGUGGUAAAACCUGUAUUACCAGAAAUAGAAGAAGAUGCAGUUCCUUUGGUAAAAAUGUACAUUGAAAAACAUCGUAACCUUGCAAUCAGGUGGAAACCACCACUACCAACUGAUACAUCAUCUUGGCAUUUAACUCAGUACAGCAAUCUAGAAAGCUGCAAAAAUACAAUCAUCCGGCAAGCAACUGCAGUAUGCAUAUCAGAUGAUAAAGAUAUUUUAUCCAAUCAGCGGACUGCUCUUAUAAAAUAUAUGAUGAGCCAAAAUGAUCGAAGGGUAUCUGGACGUCCAAGAGCUCGAACUCAGUUACAGUAUCUCACAAACAUGGAACAGCUGUCUACUGCCUCUAAUACGAGUCUUGAUGAAAAUGUUGAAAGUUCAGAAGCAGAACCCUUAACAAAUCAAAAAGCAACUUACGAGGAUGUUGAAAGAGAACUAGCUGAAAGCGACGCCAAAAGGAUAAAACUUGAAAUUGACCAAAGGGAAAUGCAACAAAGGAUCAUUGCUCUCGAAGAAGAAAUAAAAACACUAAAAGAAGAUCCAGUUCGCAAUACUUACUUCAACUGUUCGUGAGCACACUGUUAUUAUUCAAAGGUUCAUAGACGGAUCAGCAACAGAUCGACCAACCGUUGGCCAACUUCCUGGUACACCAAGACCUUCUCCUGGUUCAAAAGUUUCAACAACACCUGAUACAUUUACUCC
This is a messenger RNA of Daphnia magna, 917 nucleotides long. RefSeq lists its product as uncharacterized. NCBI's taxonomy places the organism in Eukaryota, Metazoa, Arthropoda, Branchiopoda, Diplostraca, Daphniidae. The record is from RefSeq and is a predicted model, not a curated record. Bases 78 to 788 code for a protein of 236 amino acids. The transcript is spliced from 5 exons.